Gossypium raimondii (Peruvian cotton) is the source of this 2135-nucleotide messenger RNA. Its product is annotated as acid beta-fructofuranosidase. The coding region runs from base 89 to 2038 and encodes 649 amino acids. NCBI's taxonomy places the organism in Eukaryota, Viridiplantae, Streptophyta, Magnoliopsida, Malvales, Malvaceae. The transcript has 7 exons. Gene Ontology annotation, biological process: carbohydrate metabolic process. The record is from RefSeq and is a predicted model, not a curated record. Gene Ontology annotation, molecular function: beta-fructofuranosidase activity.
CCCCAACUCUUCAAACAUACUCAGCCAUCGCUCAUCCCUUUCUAACUCACAUUUUUUCCAUCUCCAUUUUUUAACCAAGUUAUCCACAAUGGUGGAUACAAGGCCAUUCCUUCCGGUUUCUAGCCAUGCCGGCUCCGAUCCAACGGGGCCUUCGGAAAAUCGCCGGAAACCCAUGAAAUUGCAGCUUUCAAUCUUUUUUGUGUUGUUGACGGUCGGAUUUUUUGCGGCUUUGUUGACUAGUAACAAUGGAUCAGAUAAUGGUUUCGUCAAAGAAAACGAACAUGGCUCAUUGGCUUCGCCCUCCUCCGAGAAACAGUUGCGGCCGGUGUCACGUGGACCGGCUGUCGGAGUGUCAGAGAAAUCGAACAGGCUUUUUGCCAAAGAUAACGAGAAUCAGCUGGCGUAUCCAUGGAAUAAUAGCAUGCUGUCAUGGCAAAGAACAGCUUUUCACUUUCAACCUGAAAAGAAUUGGAUGAAUGAUCCUAAUGGUCCAUUGUUCUACAAGGGAUGGUAUCAUUUCUUCUACCAGUACAAUCCCCAUGCUGCUGUGUGGGGUGACAUAGUUUGGGGUCAUGCGGUAUCCAAGGACUUGAUCCAUUGGCUUCACCUCCCACUGGCAAUGGUUGCUGACCAGUGGUACGAUAAAAAUGGCGUCUGGACCGGUUCCGCCACGAUCCUCCCUGACGGCAAAGUUGUUAUGCUAUAUACAGGAUCCACCACCGAGAAUGUUCAAGUUCAAAACCUUGCUUAUCCUGCUGACCACUCUGACCCUCUUCUUAUCAAUUGGGUCAAGUAUUCUGGGAACCCUGUUUUAGUUCCUCCCCCGGGCAUCCUUGACAAGGAUUUCCGCGACCCUACUACCGCCUGGUUGACCUCCGAAGGGAAAUGGCGCAUUACCAUAGGGUCCAAGAUCAAUAAAACCGGCAUAGCUUUGGUGUAUGAUACUAAGGACUUCAUAUACUAUGAGUUGUUAGAUGGGGUACUUCAUGCUGUGCCCGGAACUGGCAUGUGGGAGUGUGUGGACUUCUUCCCUGUUUCAAAAACGGAGGAAAAUGGCUUGGACACUUCGGUUAAUGGACCGAGUGUGAAGCAUGUGGUGAAGGCCAGCCUGGAUGAUGACAGACAUGAUUACUAUUCUAUUGGGACUUAUCAUGAGAAGAAUGGUACAUGGAUUCCUGAUGAACCUAAGAUUGAUGUUGGCAUUGGACUAAGGUAUGAUUAUGGUAUAUACUAUGCUGCCAAGACUUUCUACGAUCAGAACAAAAACAGAAGAGUUUUGUGGGGUUGGAUUGGAGAAUCCGAUAGCGAAGCUGCUGAUAUGCAGAAAGGAUGGGCAUCUGUUCAGAGCAUCCCGAGGACGAUUUUGUUUGACAAGAAGACUGGUACUCAUUUGCUUCAGUGGCCAGUGGAAGAAAUAGAAAGUUUGAGGUUGAAGAGCUACGAAUUUAACCAGGUGAAAGUCCAGGCCGGAUCAGUUGUUCCUCUAGAUGUUGGUCCAGCCACACAGUUGGAUAUCAUAGCGGAGUUUGAGAUAGAUAAAGAGGCUUUAGAGAAAACAACAGGGUCCAACGUAACAUUCAGCUGCAGCAGCAGUGGUGGAACUAUAGAACGUGGGGCAUUGGGACCAUUUGGUCUGUUGGUGCUUGCGGAUGACAGCCUCAGUGAACAGACACCUGUAUACUUCUACAUCGCCAAAGGAUCCGAUGGCAAACUCAAGACUUUCUUCUGCAAUGAUCAAUCUCGAUCAUCUGUGGCAUCUGAUGUUAAUAAACAAAUUUAUGGGAACUUGGUUCCAGUACUGGAGGGCGAAAAAUUAUCCCUCAGAGUCUUGGUGGAUCAUUCGAUCGUUGAAAGCUUUGCUCAAGGUGGAAGGACAGUCAUCACAUCUCGGGUUUAUCCGACAAAAGCAAUCUAUGGAGCUGCUAAGCUGUUCUUAUUCAACAAUGCUACUGAGGCCAGUGUCAGUGCCUCACUUAGGAUCUGGCAAAUGAACUCUGCUUUCAUUCGACCUUAUCCAAACAAUAAGGAGUCCCAAUAGGACCCAAUAGAAGUUAAUCCAAAAGUCACCAUUGAUUAAUUAAUUAUUGUACCUCCUGCUAUUCAAAGGAAAAUGAAGUUUCUUGUUUUUUGUACUA